UUUGUACAUAUAUUAUGUCUGUUUUAUUUUUUUCUGAAUUUUCUUGUCCAUGAUUUGGAUUAUCCAUAUCUUUACAAACAUCCUUAUAAAAACGCAAACUGGCUGUGGGUUCACUCGGUUUCCUCUUGUGGGGUUCUUCGAUCUGGGGCUUUUGGAUAUCUCUGUGGGUUUUCAGCAACUGGGUCUCUUUUCUCUCUGGUUAACAAUUUGAAAUACAGACCCUUUCACUGUUUGUAGAGAUAUUGAUGUUUGAAGUAAUAAAGCAGUGAUAGAGGUUACUUGGGAUUGAUGGCUCGGUUGAUUUUGCCUUGCAAAGGUUCGGGUUUGCCGAAGACAUGCAUUUUGGGUUUGAUCUCCUCUGCUCAUUUUCCAGCCACUUGUGGUGUUAGUUCUAUUGGGCAUACAGCUAAAAGUAUCUCCAGAUAUAGGCAUUGCCUUAGCUUGGAGGUUGCACAUCGGAAAAAUUUUUGUUUUCAUCAUCCUUCAUCACAAAGGGUCAAGCAAUUCAGCCAGAGGCUAAUUUGUUCAGUUGCAGCAGAACCCUUACCGAAGCAAGUUGAAGAACAGAAAAUGGAGAUGCCCAAAGAAAUUUUUCUAAAAGAUUACAAGUUGCCUGACUACUAUUUUGAUACGGUGGACUUAAAAUUUUCGCUAGGCGAGGAGAAAACAAUUGUCUGUUCCAAAAUUUGUGUCUACCCUAGGGUUGAAGGUUGCACUUCUCCUCUAGUCUUGGAUGGGCAAGAUCUGAAGCUAGUUUCAAUUCAGGUCAAUGGCAAGGAACCAAAGGAGGGAGAUUUCCACUUGGAUUCACGCCAUCUGACUCUCUCAUCACUGCCAAGUGGUACAUUUACAUUGCAAAUUGUAACCGAGAUAUAUCCACAGAAGAACACAUCAUUAGAGGGGUUAUACAAAUCAUCUGGGAAUUUCUGCACACAAUGUGAAGCAGAGGGUUUCCGGAGAAUUACAUUCUAUCAGGAUCGUCCUGAUAUAAUGGCAAAAUACACUUGCCAUAUUGAAGCUGAUAAGUCACUAUAUCCUGUGUUGUUGUCUAAUGGAAAUCUCAUAGAGCAAGGAGAACUUGAGGGUGGCAGGCACUAUGCUCUUUGGGAGGAUCCCUUCAAGAAACCUUGCUAUCUCUUUGCGUUAGUUGCUGGACAGUUGAAGAGCAGAGAUGACGCCUUUACCACUCGUUCUGGUCGUAAAGUAUCUCUUAGGAUCUGGACUCCGGAACAUGAUCUACCCAAGACUGCACAUGCCAUGUAUUCCCUCAAGGCAGCAAUGAAAUGGGAUGAAGAUGUUUUUGGUCUCGAGUAUGACCUGGAUCUCUUCAAUAUUGUAGCCGUCCCUGAUUUUAACAUGGGAGCCAUGGAAAAUAAGAGCUUGAAUUUAUUCAAUUCCAAGCUUGUCUUGGCUUCUCCAGAAACUGCUACAGAUUCAGAUUAUGCUGCAAUUUUAGGAGUUAUUGGUCAUGAGUAUUUUCACAACUGGACGGGCAACAGAGUGACAUGCCGAGACUGGUUUCAGCUUAGCCUUAAAGAAGGUCUAACUGUUUUCCGUGAUCAGGAAUUUUCAUCCGACAUGGGGAGCCGUACAGUAAAGCGAAUUGCCGAUGUGUCAAAGCUUCGGAGUUAUCAGUUUCCACAGGAUGCCGGACCCAUGGCUCAUCCUGUACGGCCACAUUCUUAUAUUAAGAUGGACAACUUCUAUACAGGCAAGAUCCUGUCUUGUGGAGCUGAAGUUGUGAGAAUGUACAAAACCCUAUUAGGGAGCCAAGGGUUCAGAAAAGGCAUGGAUCUAUAUUUCAAGCGGCAUGAUGAGCAAGCUGUAACUUGUGAAGAUUUCUUUGCUGCCAUGCGAGAUGCUAAUGAUGCAGAUUUUGCUAAUUUCCUUUUGUGGUACUCCCAAGCUGGAACUCCUCGUGUGAAGGUCACUUCAUCCUACAAUGCCGGGGCUCAUACUUAUUCCUUAAAGUUUAGGCAAGAGGUGCCACCAACCCCAGGACAGCCAGUGAAGGAUCCCAUGUUCAUUCCUGUAUCAAUAGGUCUACUGGACUCAAGCGGCAAGGACAUGCCUCUUUCCUCUGUGUAUCAUGGUGGGAAGUUGGAGUCCUUUGCACAUGGUGGUCGGCCUAUCUACAGUACUAUUCUUAGACUAACGAAGGAGGAGGAAGAAUUUAUAUUCUCUGAUAUAGCCGAGCGGCCAGUUCCAUCUAUCUUACGGGGCUACAGUGCUCCUGUCAGACUUGACUCAGAUCUUACUGAAAAUGAUCUAUCUUUCCUUCUUGCUCAUGAUUCAGAUGAGUUCAAUCGUUGGGAGGCUGGACAGGUAUUGGCGAGGAAGCUGAUGCUCAGCCUGGUUGCUGAUUUCCAACAGAAUAAGUCACUGACAAUUUAUCCACAAUUUGUGCAAGGGAUUAAAAGCAUACUUUGUGACUCAAGCUUAGACAAGGAAUUCAUUUCAAAGGCAAUAACUCUGCCUGGUGAAGGAGAGAUCAUGGAUAUGAUGGAAAUUGCAGAUCCAGAUGCUGUUCAUGCAGUGAGAACUUUCAUCAGAAAGCAGCUUGCUUCUGAACUGAAAGAAGAGUUUCUCAGCACGGUGAAAAACAACAGGAGCUCUGAACCGUAUGAGUUCAACCAUUCAAAUAUGGCGAGGCGGGCACUUAAGAACAUUGCACUUGGAUAUCUUGCGUCACUUGAAGAUCCGGAUCUGACUGAGCUUGCAUUGCAUGAAUAUAGAACUGCCACAAAUAUGACUGAACAAUUUGCAGCUCUUGCUGCCAUAGCCCAAAAGCCUGGAAAAAUACGUGAUGAUACUCUGGCUGACUUCUAUAGCAAGUGGCAGCACGACUUCUUGGUUGUGAACAAAUGGUUUGCUCUUCAAGCUAUAUCCGACAUUCCUGGGAAUGUGGAGAACGUCAAGAACCUCCUAAACCAUCCUGCAUUUGAUCUGCGCAAUCCAAACAAGGUAUAUUCACUCAUUGGCGGUUUCUGUGGCUCUCCCGUGAACUUCCAUGCCAAAGAUGGCUCGGGCUACAAAUUCUUGGGCGAGCUCGUGUUGCAGCUGGACAAACUGAACCCCCAGGUGGCUUCCCGGAUGGUGUCAGCCUUUUCUAGAUGGAGGCGGUAUGAUGAAACCCGGCAAAGCCUCGCCAAGGCUCAGCUGGAGAUGAUUGUGUCCAGCAAUGGACUUUCAGAGAACGUGUUUGAGAUUGCUUCUAAAAGUUUGGCUAUUUAGAAGGGUAAUUUGCCUGUUCAUGACAAGGAUCUGCAUGAUUUUGUGUCUUGAGCUUUGGAACUGGUUUUCCAUGUAGAAAUAUAACUUGGAUCUUCACAUCCCCCAGUGGAUUUGAAUAAAUAGGGUUUGUUCUUAGAUCACAAGAUUGAAGCAAAGUGGUUUUGGAUCUAUGGUGAGUUUGCAUUCAACUUCA
Molecule: messenger RNA, 3427 nt
Organism: Diospyros lotus (date-plum)
Lineage: Eukaryota; Viridiplantae; Streptophyta; Magnoliopsida; Ericales; Ebenaceae
Product: puromycin-sensitive aminopeptidase
Exons: 31
Coding region: 289-3234 (981 amino acids)
Biological process (GO): proteolysis
Cellular component (GO): chloroplast
Molecular function (GO): metallopeptidase activity; zinc ion binding
Source: RefSeq, a predicted model, not a curated record